UAGAAUAUUAGAUGUGGGCGGACAACGCUCGGAAAGGAAAAAGUGGAUACACUGCUUCGAAAAUGUGACGGGAAUCAUAUUCUGUGUGGCGUUGAGUGCUUACGACCAGAUGUUGCAAGAAGACCACGAGACGAAUCGUAUGCACGAGAGUUUAAAGCUUUUUGAUUCCGUAGCGAACAGUCGGUGGUUUGCGCAAUCAGCGAUUAUCUUGUUGCUAAACAAAACGGAUCUUUUCGUCGAUAAAAUCACGAGAGUGCCCUUAAACGUGUGCUUUCCGGACUACGAAGGCAAUAAUGACUUCCAAGAAGCUAUCGAAUAUAUCCGAGAUCAAUACGAAUCGCUCAAUCGCACACCCCAACGGACGCUUAUCUAUACCCACCUGACGUGUGCUACGGACACCGAGAAUGUCAGAUUUGUGAUGGAUGCAGUUACAGACACAGUAAUCCAAACCAGAAUGCAGGAUACAGGUUUCAUUUAAUACUGGGGUACAGUUUUGAAUCUCGGCCUUAUCUUUCUGAGAAUUUGUAAUAAAUGAGAAUGGUUUCGGAAUAUGUACGAACGCUUUUCGUGUGAAUGGCAGCGAUAAUAAUCAUCUAAG
Messenger RNA from Sphaeroforma arctica JP610, 598 nucleotides. RefSeq lists its product as hypothetical. Lineage: Eukaryota; Ichthyosporea; Ichthyophonida. The transcript is spliced from 3 exons. The record is from RefSeq and is a predicted model, not a curated record. Gene Ontology annotation, molecular function: G-protein beta/gamma-subunit complex binding; GTPase activity; G protein-coupled receptor binding. Gene Ontology annotation, biological process: adenylate cyclase-modulating G protein-coupled receptor signaling pathway. Bases 110 to 478 code for a protein of 122 amino acids. Gene Ontology annotation, cellular component: heterotrimeric G-protein complex.